AUGGCCACUAUUGACACUGAUGAUACGGUUAUAGGGCAGAUCCAGUAUCUUGCCAGAGACGACCAACACCAGCUGGUGAAACCGUAUUAUCUGUACCUCGACUAUGACUACGACCUUGCACCCACAAACACCACCGCCGACGACCGUCUCGUCCAGAUCCGCAAUGCUCGGAGUCUGGACAUUCCAGCGAAAGAGAUGUUCUUCCAGUGGGGCUUUGCUCAAUUCCAUCUUGAUUGUCCUUUGACUCCCGAGGAGUAUUGGUAUAAGGAGAAAGUGGAAAAAAUCCUAUACCCGAAAUACAAGUCGAUUGCUCGGUCUCUGUUCCCAGAUGCUGCGCGAGUUGAAGUCCUUGAGCACGCUACGCGCAAACGUCACCCUCGUUGGAUGUCUGAGACUAUAGAACGGCACCAUCUCAAGACCAACCAACCGAGUGAUUAUGUGCACAUUGAUAUGACGGCCUCCUCGGCUGCCAAAUGCGCCAUCAAGCAAUUCAACAUCCACCCGAAGGAUUACUCCAGAUUCGUCGUUAUGAACAUAUGGAAACCAAUAAAAGGACCCGUAUACGACUUCCCGCUCACGCUCUGCGACCGCCGCACCGUGGACUACGUAUCGCAGACCACGGCCAUGGAUGUCGUGACCAAUAAUUUCGCCAACGAGAAUUCGCGCGUAUAUUUCGACGAGAAGCACGAGUGGUACUACUGGCACGGCUUGCAGGUCGAUGAGGUGGUCGCUUUUAUACAGGCUGAUUCUGAAUUGCCGAAUCGAGCAGGUACGUAUUAUGGACUCUAUAUUUAUCUUUGUCGUGUUUGA
Messenger RNA from Mollisia scopiformis, 810 nucleotides. RefSeq lists its product as uncharacterized. The record is from RefSeq and is a predicted model, not a curated record. The transcript is spliced from 4 exons. Gene Ontology annotation, molecular function: oxidoreductase activity. NCBI's taxonomy places the organism in Eukaryota, Fungi, Ascomycota, Leotiomycetes, Helotiales, Mollisiaceae. The coding region runs from base 1 to 810 and encodes 269 amino acids.